UUCGAGGCAAGUUCUUUAAUUAUAAAUUUUUCAUCAUGCCACCAAAAGCUAUUGGAAAAAACAUGCAGAAAUCUGGAAAAGCCCAGAAAAACAUCGUCAAAGGUGACAAGAAAGGAAGAAAGAAGGCAAGGAAGCAGACUUACGCGAUCUACAUCCACAAAGUGUUGAAACAGGUUCACCCUGACACUGGUAUGUCUAUGAAAGCAAUGAGCAUCAUGAACAGCUUCGUCAACGACAUCUUUGAACGCAUUGCUGCGGAAGCUUCAAGACUUGCGCACUAUAACAAGCGCUCCACCAUCACUUCCCGGGAAAUUCAAACUGCUGUUCGUCUCCUGUUGCCCGGUGAAUUGGCCAAGCAUGCUGUCAGUGAGGGAACCAAGGCUGUCACUAAGUACACCAGCUCUAAGUAAAUUUCAUAAUUAUGAAAAAAAUUUAAUAAAAAAAUUCCAAA
Cotesia glomerata is the source of this 451-nucleotide messenger RNA. RefSeq names its product histone H2B-like. Bases 36 to 410 code for a protein of 124 amino acids. The record is from RefSeq and is a predicted model, not a curated record. Gene Ontology annotation, molecular function: structural constituent of chromatin; protein heterodimerization activity; DNA binding. The transcript is spliced from 2 exons. Gene Ontology annotation, cellular component: nucleosome. Lineage: Eukaryota; Metazoa; Arthropoda; Insecta; Hymenoptera; Braconidae.